Messenger RNA from Rotaria sp. Silwood2, 1740 nucleotides. The record is from the annotation of a GenBank genome assembly. NCBI's taxonomy places the organism in Eukaryota, Metazoa, Rotifera, Eurotatoria, Philodinida, Philodinidae.
AUGACUGACUUUAAACAAUUAUAUAUUGAACGUCCUAUUGAUGAUGGACAAGCUUUAACUGAUGAUGAUAUUUAUUGGAGACCAUUAUCAACUGCACAUCCAACAACACUUCGUGAAUAUGGUCCAGUUACAACUAUUAAUAUAGCUCCAACACGUCAACAAUGGAUUUCAAUUACAGAUUCAACACGUGUGCAAAUAUAUUCACCUGAUACAUUAUCACUAGUUCGUUCGUUUUAUUCAUUUAAAGAUACUGCAUAUUGUGGAACAUUUCGUUCAGAUGGUCGUUUAGUUUGUGCUGGUUCAAAAGAUGGUAUUGUACGUGUAUUUGAUUUCGAAACACGUACUCAACUACGUCAUUUUAAAGAACAUCAAGGAUCACCUGUUCAUUGUACUUAUUUUUCACGUGAUAAAACAUAUAUAUUUACAGGUAGUGAUGAUCGAACGGUACGCGUAUUCGAUUUAGCAACAGAAAAACAAUUAUCAAAAUUUGAUCAUGUUCAUACGGAUUAUGUUCGAGCAUUAACACCAGGUUCAACAACAAAUCCUCAUUUAUUUUUAAGUGGAAGUUAUGAUCGAACAAUGAAAUUAAUCGAUCGAAGAAUGUCUAAUAAUGAUAAUAUUUUAAUGAAUUUUGAUCAUGGUGAUCAAAUUGAAUCGGUAUUAAUGUAUGCUAAUGAAACACUUGCUAUAACUGCUGGUGGUCUUUAUUUAAAAGUUUGGGAUUUAUUAGGUGGUGGUCGUCUUUUAGCAUCAUUAUCUAAUCAUCAUAAAUCAAUAUUAUGCACAGGAUUUACUUGUGAACAAAAUUAUAUAUUAUCAGGUGGUCUUGAUCGUCAUGUUAAAAUUUAUGAUGCAUCAACAUUUCGUGUUGUUCAUACAAUAACAUAUCCUGAUGCUGUUUUAUCAUUAGGAAUGAUUGGACCCAAUGAUCGAGCAUUAUGUGUUGGUAUGCCCGGUGGUUUAUGGUCAGUAAAACGACGAGAUGGUUCACAGCAAAUGUCAAGUUCAUCAUCGGCUGUUACAAUAGCAAAUGGUUAUGGAUCGAUUAAGAUCGAUAAUAAUAGUGAUAUGAUAACAUCAAAUAAUUCACUUGUACCAAUUGAUGAUGAAUCAACAAAUGAUACAAAAUCUACAGCUUCAUCUGGUUCAAGAAAAACAAAAUCAAGACGACGUUUUUUUCCAUCUGGUAUUGUUACUCCAACAACAACGGAUCCAAUUGCAACUGCUAGUCGACGUCCUCGUCUAGCACCAUAUGAUAAUUAUUUACGAAAAUUUCGUGCAUCAGCUGCUUUAGAUGCUGCAUUCACAUCAGCACUUAAACGUCGACAACCAGAUAUUGUUUUAGCUUUAUUUAAAGAAUUAUCACGUCGUCAAAUGCUUAAACAAGCAUUAGCAGGUCGAGAUGAUUUAUCAUUAUUGAAAAUUCUUCGUUAUUUACAAAAACAUAUUGCUCAUACAACAUAUAUGCCUAUAUUAAUUGAAGUAGCACAUAUAAUAUCACAUUUAUAUGAUUUUUCAUCAUCACCUUCGGAUAAAAAUAAUAAAGCAAUGGAAAAAUUACAACGAACUAUUCAUGAUGAAUUACAAUUUCAAUUAGAAUUAAUGAAAACAAAAGGUGCCAUUGAAAUUAUUUUAGCUGCUGCAUCAGCAUCAACAUUAACAGAAACAAAUUCUACAAAUAAUCAUAAUCAUAAUAAUAAUAACAACAACAACAACAGCACGGUGAUUUCUUCAAUGUGA